Molecule: messenger RNA, 2282 nt
Organism: Fusarium oxysporum Fo47
Lineage: Eukaryota; Fungi; Ascomycota; Sordariomycetes; Hypocreales; Nectriaceae
Product: calnexin
Exons: 3
Coding region: 240-1925 (561 amino acids)
Biological process (GO): protein folding
Cellular component (GO): endoplasmic reticulum; endoplasmic reticulum membrane
Molecular function (GO): calcium ion binding
Source: RefSeq, a predicted model, not a curated record
CAGAGCUCUCCACUCAUUGUUAAGACGCCACCUUUCGCUUCUUCACUCCCCAUUCUACAUUCCACCUCACUCUUGGACCUCUUAUCUCCUCGAGCGCUGGGAAUACCCUCAUCGAGCAUACACUUUUUCUCAGUCACACGUCUUUUUUUUUAUUGUGUUCCUGCUCCUCCUCUUGCGCAGCCUCGCCUCUGGUGACGUCCUUAAUUCUCUGCUCAAGUUACUCCGUCACUUCCUUCAUCAUGAAGCUGAACGCUGUUGCAGCGGCCAUGUCGGCUGCCAUGCUUACGGGCAACGUCCACGCCGAGGACAUCAAGGAGGCUUCCCCUUCUGUUCCCGACAAGCUCCCUACAUUCACCCCGACCGUUGUCAAGGCCGACUUCCUUGAGCAAUUCACCGACGACUGGGACCAGCGAUGGAAGCCCUCUCACGCGAAGAAGGACACAUCUGGCUCCGAGGAGGAAUGGGCUUAUGUUGGCGAGUGGGCCGUUGAAGAGCCCGUACAGUACAAGGGCAUCGAGGGCGAUAAAGGUCUUGUUGUCAAGAACCCUGCGGCGCACCAUGCUAUUUCCGCCAAGUUCCCUAAGAAGAUUGACAACAAGGACAACACCCUCGUCGUCCAGUAUGAGGUGAAGCUGCAAAAUGGCCUCGAGUGUGGUGGUGCUUACAUGAAGCUGCUUCGCGACAACAAGGCUCUCCAUCAGGAAGAGUUCGCAAACACAACCCCCUACGUGAUCAUGUUCGGUCCCGACAAGUGUGGCCACACCAACAAAGUCCACUUCAUUUUCAACCACAAGAACCCUAAGACUGGCGAGUAUGAGGAGAAGCAUCUCGAUUCUCCCCCCACCGCCAAGAUUACAAAGACCACCGAGCUUUACACUUUGAUCGUUCAUCCCAACAACACGUACGUCAUCAAGCAAAAUAAUGAGGAGGUCAAGACCGGCAGCCUCUUGGAGGAUUUCACCCCCGCUGUCAACCCCCCGGCCGAGAUUGAUGAUGCAAACGAUAAGAAGCCUGAAGACUGGGUUGACCAAGCACGCAUUCCCGAUCCUGAGGCCAAGAAGCCUGAGGAUUGGGACGAGGAUGCCCCCUACGAGAUUGUCGACGAGGAAGCUGAGAAACCUGAGGACUGGCUCGAGAACGAGCCCGUCACCAUCCCCGACCCUGAGGCCGAGAAGCCAGAUGAUUGGGAUGACGAGGAGGACGGCGACUGGAUCGCCCCUACCGUCCCCAACCCCAAGUGUGCCGACGCCUCUGGUUGCGGCCCGUGGACCAAGCCAAUGAAGCGCAACCCCGACUACAAGGGUAAGUGGACUGCACCUUACAUCGAGAACCCUGCAUAUAAGGGAACUUGGGCUCCCCGCAAGAUCAAGAACCCCGACUACUUUGAGGACAAGAACCCUGCCAACUUCGAGCCCAUGGGAGCCAUUGGUUUCGAGAUCUGGACUAUGCAGAAUGAUAUUCUCUUUGACAACAUCUACAUUGGUCACUCCAUUGAGGACGCCAACAAGCUCGCUGAGGAGACCUUUGGUGUCAAGCACCCCAUCGAGAAGGCCCUCUUCGAUGCCGACAAGCCUAAGCAGGAGGACAAGCCUAAGUCCCCCAGCGACCUCAAGUUCCUCGAUGACCCUGUUCACUACAUCACCGAGAAGGUCGAGCUCUUCAAGGCCAUUGCCGCUCAGGACCCCAUCGAGGCCAUCAAGUUCGUCCCCGAGGUUGCUGGAGCUUUUGCCGCCAUUAUCAUUGGUGCCGCUGGCCUCAUCGCUGUUCUGUUCAACCUUGGCAAGUCACCCGCUGUUCAGCAGACUGCUGAAAAGGCAUCCGACAAGGCCAAGCAGGUCAAGGAUAAGGCUGCUGAGGCCACCGCUACCGGCGCUGAGCAGGUCAAGGGCGCUGUUAACAAGCGCACUACCCGCAGCCAGUCAUAAGGAAAAAGAGAAAAUAAUCUCAGAUGGUCAGUUGUAUCGGGUGGAGUGAUAUUCAAAAGCGGACGGAGAACCUGUGGAGGUAAGAAGAUAAGCAAGUUUGGAAGGAAAUGUACACAAUUCUCACGAUUGAUUGAUUGAUUGAUUGAUUUGGCGCAUCAGAGCAGCGAUAGGGAUAUCGAACAAUUGAUAGCUUUUCAGGCUGACCUCACUCUUCAUCGGUUCAUGACUCGUCGUGGUGUUCCAUAUGUCUAGACCACUCAAGAGGUACUGUGAAGCAAGGCGUUGGCAUUAUUAUCUCGGUUUGUUUAAGGUAGUUUCGUAUUUACAGUAGGUCAACUCGACAAGUAUUAAAUCUGG